Molecule: messenger RNA, 7725 nt
Organism: Lutra lutra (Eurasian river otter)
Lineage: Eukaryota; Metazoa; Chordata; Mammalia; Carnivora; Mustelidae
Exons: 7
Coding region: 91-7725 (2544 amino acids)
Biological process (GO): proteolysis
Molecular function (GO): serine-type endopeptidase activity
Source: RefSeq, a predicted model, not a curated record
AUACCUGCAAAUCAUCCUAACCAGAAAGUCUCAACCGUGGCAGCUACUCGACUAGAACCUUGUUUUGCAUUCACAUCCAAUUGAGCCAACAUGAGAUCUCCACUUUGCCUCUACCAGUUUUGGGGACUGUUUUUUCACUGUUGUGGUGUACCCAGUUCUCAAAAGCAGUGGUUAAGCUCAUUGACCCCAACGAUUGCUCCAUUGACAGCAUCCAGAAAUAUCCCAUGGCUAGUGUCCGUGGCUGAAACCUGCCAGAGUGUUAUUCUGAGUCGGUGGUGGGUACUCUCCACAGCCAGCUGUCUGUGUAAACUGAAACAUUUGCACUCUGACAUUUCAGGGAUCACUGACCAAGAAGAUAUCUUAAUUGGCAAAAAAAUAUGCCUGCACCCCAGUUUUGAUCCACAAGUUGGAAUGAAUCCAGUCAAAGGAGUUAUAGGAGUGGUCCUUCUUCAGUACCCUAUUAGAGGGGAAAAAAUACCACUUUAUCAGACUCACAACAUCUUCUGGAAGAGCUGUUAUAACUGCCAGUACAGACACUGCAGGGUAUACCAAUAUCAGAAGCACAAUAACUUUGGAACCAGUAUCAAAACGCUGUCAGUUAAACUGCUGGACCUCUCAUUCUGCCUCCAUCGACACAUCCACCUGACCAAAAGUAACAAUUUAUGCAUCUGGAGUCAGCCACAAGAAGACUGCUGGGUACAGCAGGGUAGUCCUGUUCUCUGUCUUUUUGGCAAACACUGGAAACUGGUGGGCUUGGUCAGUGAAUCCUCAAUGGCCUGUGAUGACCCUGUUCUUGUCAUCAAGACAGCUCCAUAUUUAUCUUGGAUGAAAUGGUUUAUCAAGACAUCCCAGAAGACACUGGAUCCUAUUUUUUCUCUACUCUGCAAUUUUACUCCAGGGUUAGAACAUGGUCCACAAGACAGGCUUAGCCUGAACAGGGAAACUGCCAUUUUGACCUCCCAUGGAUUCUCUCUACAGUCAUGGAAGAGAAGAUUAGGCACUUUCCCACUGAACAGACAGCGCCGGAAUCCUCCUCCCAUAUUUUUUCAUUCAAAUAGUAGAGACUAUUUUCCAGGCAAUAGAGAGUUACAUCUUCAAACUAGUCAGAUCUCCUCAACUAGCCAAUUCCCAAUGAUACAAUCUUGGACCUCUCUUGUUACCAAACAAUGGGAUCCUUCUGUUAUGUCUGAGCCCUGGAAUACCCCGACAGUUGAUACUUCUGAAAUUUUGGUUAUUUCUGGAACACCAAAGCCUCCAACACCUGAUAAAUCUAUACCCUGGGGCCUUCCUCAGAAAAAUACAAUGAACUAUCAAUACCAAACUAUGACCAAUUCAGUAAAUUCUUGGGUUAAUCCUUUAGCUGGUAAAAUUGGGCUUCAUACACUGCCAUUAGUUAAUUCUGCUAUAUCCAGCGUUUUGUUUUCAAGUGGCAUAGAUGGAUCCCAACUUCUUUCUGGGGUUAAUACCGUACAGUCUCAAGUUCAAUCUAGUAGGUUUCCUUUUCAUGGUCAACUUCUAGCUAGACCCUGGCUGGAAAUUACCCCUGACAUUGGACCUUGGAAACAUACUGUACCUGAUAAAACAGAAACAGUGAUGCAGAUCCAAUCUACUGAAGAGAAUGUUGGAAGCCAAAUACACCAUGUAGUUGAUAGAGUUCACACUGCUUUUAAACCAAUAACUUACAACUUGAAUGGAUGGGUUCCUUUAACAGUUAAUAAAAAUGAAUUCUGGACCCAUUCCACACUAAAUGCAGAUGGAUCUCUGUAUCCUACAGUAACUCUUACCUUGGAACCUUGGUUCAAGUCAGUCUUGAAUUUAGGUGGAUCCCAAGAACUUAUAGAAAAAACUAAUGAAUACUGGAGUCUCCCUGAAUCUAAGUCAGCUCAAUUAUGGACUUCCUCAGCACUUAAUAUUCCUUUUACCUGGAUUCCAUCUUCAAGCAAUAAUAUUAAGUCUUGGGAAAAAUAUAAGACCAGUAUUAUCAAAGCAUCAAGUCAAAUGGAUAGAAUAAGUCCAUUGAUUGAACAUGAUGAGUCUAUUAUGGUCAAACCCCAGAUUCAAACUGCAGAUACAACAUGGUUUUUGAUACCUACUAUUACAAAUGUAAUUAAGCCUUUUGUUCAGUCUAAAGCUGUUACAAUUAGACCCUUGACUAAACCUGAAGCUGACAUAGUCCAAACCUGGACCCAGCCAGAAGCCCAAAUAAGAAAACAACUGACUCAGCUGAAAGCAGAUAAAAUCAGACGAUGGUUACAGACUAAAGCUGAAAAAAUCAGAUCCUGGAUUCAGCCUAAGUUUCAAAUAGUCAGAGCUAGAGCCCAGAAUGAAAAUGUUAAAGACAAAUAUUGGACCCAGCCAGAAGCAGAUAUAAUUAGAUCCAUGACCCACACUGAAAUUAAAACAAUCAGACGUGAGAACAAGCCUAAAGCUGGUGUGGCCAGAUCCUGGUUAUGGACUAGGUCUAAUCAAAUGAGAACAAGUUCCCAGCCAGACUUUCAAACACUCUACCCUUGGACUCAGCCUGAAGUUGACAUAGUAAGACCAUGGACUCAGUCUGAAGCUGGUAGCAUCCAACCAUGGAUGAAACCUGAAGCAUCAACAUUCAAAAUCUGGACACAGUCUAAAGUUAAUACAGUUACACCCUGGACAAGGUCUGGAGAUGAUGCAGCUAGACUUUGGUUGCAAAUACAAACCAAUACAGUCAGGACAUGGAGCCAACCUGAAUCUCAAACAACCAUUUCCUGGUCUGAGCUUGAAGCUGAUAGAGUCAGAUCUUGGUUGCAAACUCUAAUGCAUACAUUAAAACCUUGGAUUGAGACAGAAAUUCAGACAGCUCUCUUCAGGACCCAACCUGACGGUGACAUAGCCAGGUUUUGGACUAAAUCUGAGACUAACAAUGUCAGACAUUGGUUCCAGACUCAAGUGGACACAGCCACAAUAUGGACAGAGACAGUAUCCCAAGCAGCCCACCCAUGGAUACAGUCCAAAACAGAAAUAGUCAGGCCGUGGAACCAGCCUGUGGCAGACAACUUAAGAGCCUGGAUACAACAUGACAUUUAUACUGUAAGGCCCCGGGAUAAGCUUGAAGGUGAUAAAAUUAGAUUCUGGACACAGUCUGAAUCUGACACAAGUCCUUGGAUUCAGCCAGAUAUAGGUAUAAUCAAAUCUGGGACACAAAAUGAAGGGGAUACAUCGACACCAUGGGCAUGGGUGCAGGCUGAGACUCCAGAAGUUAAUCCUUGGGUUCAGACUGAAACUGAAACAGUUAUAGUCUCAACCAAGGGAGAAGCUCCAGCAAUUAAUCAAUGGACAGAGGUUUUACCUGAUGCUGCAUGGGCAAAGACUGAAUUUCCAGGACAAAAGCUCUUGACAUAUCCUUUGUCUCAUACAGCUGCACAGUGGACUCAGCCUGAACUGCCAGUGGCCAGUCUCUGGACACAACCUAUAGAUGAUACAGUCACUCAGUGGAACCAUGAUGAACCUUCAGAAAUAAAUUCCUCAACGAGGACUAUAGUUGAUACAGCCGUGAGGACACAAGCUGAAUCUCCAGCAGUGAAUCCCGGGAUACAGUCUGAAAAUGAUACAGUCACAUCAUGGACCCCGGAUGAAUCCCUAGUAAUAAAUCCUUGGACAAAGUCUGUAGGUGAUACAGUCACACAGUGGGCCCAGGGUGAACCUUCAGAAGUACUUCCUCGGGUAAAAAUUGCAGCUGAUACACCAUGGAUGCAGGUGGAAUCCCCAGCACUAAAACCCUGGAUGCAGUCUGAAAGUGAUAUAGUCACUCCAUGGAUACAGGUUGAAUCCCCAGCACUAAACCCCUGGAUGCAGUCUGAAAGUGAUAUAGUCAAACCAUGGAUACAGGUUGAGUCCCCAGCAGUAAAUCCCUGGAUACAGUCUGAAACUAACACUGUCCUACUAUGGAAUCAGGCUGAAUCUCCAGCAGUCAAUCCCUGGAUAGAUACUAUAGCUGGGACAGGCACUCAGUGGACCCAAGCUGAAUCUCUAGCAGUAAAUUCUUGGACACAGCCUAUAGCUGAUACAGUCACAGUGUGGACUCAGGAUGAGCCUCCAUUAUUACAUUCCUGGAAAAAGUCUAAAACCCAUACACUUACAACAUGGACUCUGACAGAAUCUUUAGCAGGAAAUUUCUGGAGACCAUAUGAAACUGAUAGUACCUCAUUGUGGACCAAGGGAAAUCUAGAAGUAAAUCCUUGGGCACAAUCUGAAACUGAUGUAGUCACAGCUUGGACCCAGGCAGAAACUCCUGGAAUAAAUUCAUGGCCACAACCUAUAGCUGAAAUAAUUUCAUCAUGGACUCUGGCUGAUUCUCCAGCAGUAAAUCCCUGGACAGAUACUGUGUCUGAUAGUGUUAUACUGUCGACCCAGCUUGAAUCUCCAGUAGUAAAUCCAUGGUCACAAUCUAUUCCUGAUGUGGACACACUGCAGACCCUGACUGAUUCCAUAGCAUUAAAUCCCUGGACAGAGCCUGUAUCCGAUACUGUUAUACAGUUGACCCAGAGUGAACCUCCAGCAGCAAUUCAGUGGACAAAAACUGUAUCCAGUACAGUUACAUCAUUUACUGGGGAUGAAUUUCCUGCAAUAGAGACCUGGAUAGACCCUUUGGCUGAUAUAUUAUUGUGGACCCAGACUGAAACUCUAGUAGUAAAUCCCUGGACAGAGACUAUAGCUUCCACUCUCACAUCAUGGACCCAGACAAAAUCACCAACAGUAAAUUCACUGACAGAGGUUGUAGCUGCCACAGUAAUACCAUGGAAUCAGGCUGAAUCUGCAAGAGUAAAUCCCUGGAUGGAUGCUGUAGCUUUCACAGUAUCACUGUUGACUCACGAUCAAUCUCCAUCAGUGAAAACCUGGACAGAGGGUGUACCUUUCACAAUCACACCACUAACUCAUGCUGAAUCUCUGGCAAUAGUGUCUAUGACAAAGGGAGUAUCUGAUGCAAUCUUAUUGUGGAACCAAGCUGAAUUACCUCCAGUAUAUCCUUGGACACAGUCUGAAACUGAUGCAAUCAUACAGUGGACUCAGGGUGAAUCUUUAAAAAUAAAUCCUUGGACAGAACCUGACACAAUAACACCAUGGACUCAUGGUGAGUCCCUAGCAGUAAAUCCUUGGACAGAUGCUGCAGGUGACACAGUAACACAAAUGAACCUAGUUGAAUAUCCUUCAGUACAUCCUUGGACAACAUUUGAAAUGGAUAAUGUCACAUUCUGGACCCAGGCAAAUUCUGAAAUCAUAAAUCUAUUGACACAGACUAUAGUUGAUAUAGUCACACUGUGGACCCAGGCUGAAUCUCCUGCAGUGAAUCCCUGGACACCAUCUGAAACUAACACAGUCACACCAUGGACCCAGGCUGAAUCUGCUACAAUAAAUCUCUGGACCCAGGCCAAAACUAAUCUAGUCACACUGCAGACCCAUGGUAGAUAUCCGGCAUUAAAUCCCUGGGCAGAUCCAGAAACUAACACAUUUAGAUCAUGGUCUCAGGUUGAGUCUUCAAGAGUAAAUCCAUGGACACAGUCUGAAACUGACACAGUCUCACCAUGGACCCAAGCUGAAUCUGCUACUAUAAAUCUCUGGACACAACCUGAAAAUGUUAUAGUCACACUGUGGAUCCAGGCUGAAUCUCUUGCAACAAAUCCCUGGACACGGCCUGAAAAUAACUUAGUCACACCAUGGACCCAGAAUGAAUUGCCAGAAGAAAACACCUGGACAGAGGCUUUUUCUGAAACAUUCGUACCAUGGACUAUGGGAUUUUUUCCAACCAUAAAGCCCUGGAUAGAGACUGUAUCUGUUAAAGUCAUACCAGGAACCAAAUAUCAAUUUUCAGAAGUAAAACUUUGGACACUGGAGUUGUCUAGAACAUUGGACACUGAGAUAGGUACAGUCAAAAUGUGGACUCAGUCAGAAUCUCCAUCCUUAAUUCCCAGGAUAGAAGCUAUAGCUUCCAUAGUCCCACUGUGGACUCAGGCUGAACAACUAGCUGUAAAUCAAAACCCUAGAGCUGAUAGGGUCACAAAAUGGACACAGACUAAAUCUCCAUCAGUAAAUACUUGGACUCAGGUUCAGUUUCCAGCCAUAAAUCCAUGGUCACAGUCUGAAUCACCAGAAGUAAAUAUCUUAACAGAGUACAAAUCUCCAGCCCUAAACCCAUCAGUUGAAUCUGAGGGUAGUAUAGGCACAUUGUGGACUCAGACUGAAUCUCCAUUAGUAAAUCCUUGGAUAGAGCCUGUGGCUUCCAUAGUCAUUCCAUGGACACAAGCUGAAUAUCCAACUGUAAGUUCAUUUACACAGGCUGUAGCUGAUACAAUUAUACUGUGGGCUCAAGCUGAAUCUCUAGAAUUAAAUCCCUGGACAAAGUCUAUAGCAGAUACAGUCACAGUGUGGGUCCUGGAUGAAUCUUUAAGAGCAAAACCUUGGACACAGAUGUUAGCUUCAUCAGAUAAAAUUUGGACCCAAGCCAAAAUAGUAAAUCCAUGGUCUACUUUCGGAAUAUUUCCACAAUUCACCCAAAUUCAAUCUGUACUGGUUAAAACUGGAACACAAUUUGAGAGUGACACAGUCACAGCAUUAACUCAGGGUCAGGCUCUUGCUCUGAAUCCCUGGACAGAGAUUGUGACUUCCAGAGACAUUCCAUGGACACAAGCUGUACAUCCAGCAGUAAAUCCCUGGACAGAGGCUAGUACAUCCAGAUUUAUUUCAUGGACCCAAGCUGUGCCUCCAGCAGUAAAUCCCUGGACUGUCACUUCCACCCAAGCUGAACCUCCAGAAGUAAAUCUCUGGACAGAGGUUGUCACUUUUAGAGCCACUCCAUGGACCCAAACUAUACCUAUAGCAAUAAAUAUCUGGACAGAGGCUUUCACUUCUAGAAUCAUUCCAUGGACGCAAGCUGUACCUCCAGCAGUAAAUCCCUGGAGAGAAGCUAUCACUUCCAGAGUCACUCCAUGGAACCAAAUUGUACCUCCAGCAGUAAAUCCCUGGACAGAGGCCAUCACUUCCAGAAUCACUCCAUGGACCCAAGUUGUACCUCCAGCAGUAAAUCCCUGGACAGAGGCCAUCACUUCCAGAAUCACUCCAUGGACCCAAGUUGUACCUCCAACUGUAAAUCCCUGGACAGAGGCCAUCACUUCUAGAGUCACUCCAUGGACCCAAGUUGUACCUCCAGCAGUCAAUCCCUGGACAGAGGCCAUCACUUCCAGAAUCACUCCAUGGACCCAAGCUGUACCUCUAACUGUAAAUCCUGGGACAGAGGCCAUCACUUCCAGAAUCACUCCAUGGACCCAAGUUGUACCUCCAGCAGUCAAUCCCUGGACAGAGGCCAUCACUUCCAGAAUCACUCCAUGGACCCAAGCUGUACCUCUAACUGUAAAUCCUGGGACAGAGGCCAUCACUUCCAGAGUCACUCAAUGGACCCAACUUGUACCUCCAGCAGUAAAUCCCUGGACAGAGGCCAUCACUUCCAGUGUCACUCCAUGGACCCAAGCUGUACAUCCAGCAAUAAAUACCUGGACAGAGGCUGGUGUAUCCAGAUUCAUUCCAUGGACCCAAGCUGUAUCUCGAGCAUUAAAUCCCUGGAUAGAGGCUAUCACUUCCAGAGUUAUAUCAUGGACCCAAGCUGUACCUCCAGCAGUAAAUCCCUGGACAGAGGCUGGUACAUCUAGAGUCACAUCAUGGAACCAAGGUGUGUUUCCAAGACUAAAGCUUCUACAGUGA